Molecule: messenger RNA, 393 nt
Organism: Iphiclides podalirius (scarce swallowtail)
Lineage: Eukaryota; Metazoa; Arthropoda; Insecta; Lepidoptera; Papilionidae
Source: the annotation of a GenBank genome assembly
AUGGAUAUGAUUAAAAUGAUAGCAUUAACUGUCUCACAGCGUUUCUUAAAAAAAUGUUUGCAGAUCUUAAUCGGUGUGCUGGCAUUAUCGAGUCUCGCUUUUUGUGUGGAGGAGGAGACUUUGUCUGAACAGCAAUUUCCUGCCAUUCCUGACCCAGCUGAGGACCGCUCCUCCCGUCGCCCCAUUGAAGAUCCCAAGUACCUGGGAUUCUGGAAGAAGAAGUUCGUACUGCGCCCCCGUUGGGUGAAGACCUGGCAAGAGAAAAAGAUCUACGUGGCCGUGUGGAAGCAUAUGUGGGGGCCUGUGGAGGUCAAGGAAUGGGUGCCCAUUCCCAGGCCGCCUCCUGGCUGGCUGAAGCCUGAGCCUGGGGCGUAUUUCGUCAAGUCCCCGCAC